Molecule: messenger RNA, 10275 nt
Organism: Sceloporus undulatus (fence lizard)
Lineage: Eukaryota; Metazoa; Chordata; Lepidosauria; Squamata; Phrynosomatidae
Gene: EPG5
Product: ectopic P-granules autophagy protein 5 homolog
Exons: 44
Coding region: 66-7763 (2565 amino acids)
Biological process (GO): autophagosome maturation
Cellular component (GO): cytoplasm
Source: RefSeq, a predicted model, not a curated record
GAGGAGCGCCGGCAGCAGAAGAAGCGAUAACAACUAGCAGAAGGCAGGCGGUCCAAGAGGCAGGGAUGGCGGAGGCCGUGAAGCCCCGGAGCAGAGCCAAGGCCAGCCGGGGCAAAGCCAAGGAAAAAAAGAAAAAGGAGGAGAGAAUCGUAACCCCACUGCUCCUUCCCAGCACAGUUAAAGAUGAAGAAGGAUCUUUCCAGUCCCACGAAUCCCAGGUGGAACACCUUCCAGAGUCCACGCUUGAUAGUGAAGCAAAGGAAAGAGAAACUGCGUGUGAUGCCCCACAGAAUGUGGCAGCCCUUGAUCAUGAAGAAUCUCUAGCAACCCCCCUGUCAAAGCCCCCAAUACAGGUGGAAGAACUCAAAAAAGCUUUGCAGGAGGAAAAAAACAUGGGAGGAGAAGGAGCCAAUACUCAGAGCAGCCUCGUGGAAGCAAAAGAGGCAAGCUCUAACCUAUCAGAAAGUAGGAUUCCUUGUGUACCUUCAACCAAAGAAAGUGGGCAGGAGCCAGAAACAGGGAAUAUUGAGGAUUAUGCAAAACAUUCAUUUGUUUCUUGUUCAGAAGAGGCUCCUGCCUCCGUCAGUGUCCCCAGCAAAGAAGCCAAAGAGCAGGUUCCAAACUCUGGUUUCAAAAAACUAUAUCCAGCUUUGCCAUUGGAAUUAUUCAGUGACAGACUGUCUGAACUUUCCAUCCAGACCCCGUUGCCUAAAGGAGGGAGACUUUAUCCGGAGAUUCCAGUAGAACCAGAGCUGGUGGCUUUUACCAAAGAGCAACUGAAGGUCUUUGAGCCGUGUUCCUGGCUGGAGAAUGUCGAUUCCUACGUGGAAGAGUUUGGGAAUGUUGCACAUCAAGACAGGCAUGAGUUCUUUGAGUUGUUACUGAACUACUGGCGCUGCCGGAAGCAGCUUCUCCUGGCCGAGGCAGAGCUGCAAACCUUGACCUCAGAUUGCAAAAAUGCCAAAGGCCGCCUAUGGACUUUCAAGGAUGAGCAACAGACUGUCCAGGGUGUUUGUGCCGAUCAGUGCAAAGUGUCUGGCCACCAUCGUUACCAGACAGUGGAAGUAAAUGAGGGUGCCUUGGGAGAACUGAAGCGUCUGUUUGAAGCCCAGGCUGAGCAUGUGCACCAGACAUUGGCCUUGCACCUCUAUACCUCUGUGCUGUCCCGCCUUCAGGUGGAGUCUUACAUCUAUGGACUGCUCAGCAGUUCUCCCUUGCUGAAGUCUCUGGGCAUCCAGCAACAUGAUCGAGCUCUUAAACAGGACGAAGACUGUUCCUCAGACUUGGGGCCCUUGAAGGAAUGCAUCAGUGUUCUCUUCAGUUUUACCCGCAGGGUCGUUGAAGAUCCACAGUUUCAGAGUGAUGUCCUCUCAUGGCUUCAGAGGCUGGUGUCAGUCUUACAGAGGGUUGGCUGUCCAGGGGACCAUCUCUUCCUCUUAAACCACAUCCUUCAUUGUCCUGCCGGUGUCAGCAAAUGGGCUGUUCCAUUCAUUCAGAUUCAAGUCCUUGGUAACCCAUCUGGGGUCUUCCAUUUUAUGCAGUCCCUUGCUUUGCUGAUGUCUCCUGCCAAAAACCGAGCAGAGUUUAUGUGCCAUAUGAAGCCAAGUGAGCGAAGGAGCUCCUCGUCAUCUGGAAAGGAGUCUGGAAACUGGACUUUAGUUGAUGAAGGAGGAGAAGAGGAUGAAGAUCCUGAUACUAGUUGGAUUCUCCUUCUUGAAGAUGACUUGAUAGCACUUCUGUCUCAAUUCCCUUUUCAUGAACUCUUCCAGCAUCUUCUUGGAUUUGAUUCUAAAGGUGUUUAUGGUCCUGAGAAAACAACCUCCCAAGAAAUGAUGAAGAUCUUUGCAUUUGCCAACUCUUUGGUGGAACUUCUUGCUGUGGGGCUGGAAACCUUUAACCGAGCCCGUUAUAGGCAAUUUGUGAAACGAAUCGGCCGCCUCAUCAGGAUGACACUUUGCUAUGUGAGUGAUCACUGGGCCCAGUACAUCAGCCACGUUAAAGGCUAUGGCUACCCAACACACCCUUACUCAGUGGAGAAACUGCAAGUGGAGUUCGAUGAACUCUUUCUGCGGGCUGUCCUGCAUGUACUAAAAGCUAAAAGGCUAGGAGUGUGGCUCUUUAUGUCAGAGAUGCCAUAUGGAACUCUGUCCAGUAAUAUGCUAUGGAAGCUCUUCUUCAUCAUGCACUGUGCAGAGAGUGAGAACCUGGAGAAGUUAUGUGCCACUGUACAGCUUGAAGACUGUAAAUGCCAACUCAAAGAUCCAGCCCACUUGGAGAGUUUUGAGAAGUAUCUCCAAGGGAUGAAUGGCUCUGAGGAGAUCUGCCUGCUGACGACAUUUGCACAGAUGGCUCAAACGAAACGGGAUGACGCAGACGAGGACUUUGUCAAAGUCAUUGUGCUGGAAAUCUACGAGGUUUCUUAUGUCAGCCUUUCCACAAGAGAAACUUUUUCAAAGGUUGGCCGGGAACUCCUGGGAGCCAUAACUUCUGUCCAUACAAGCAUGAUUUCUGUUCUGCUAGACCGAGUCAGAGAUACCAUAGAAAGGGUCGGCAUGGUUUCUCUUUAUUUGUUUAAAGAGCUGCCGAUGCAUCUCUGGAAGCCAUCUGCUCCAGAAAUUGCCCUGAUCCGCAACUGGCUCCUGAAUUACAACCUGACCGAAGUUGAGAACAAAUUGGCAUGUAUAAUUUUGGAAGGGCUCAACUGGGGACCAAGUGAGCAUGGUACCCUUCAUCUUGAUCCAGCAAUCCAUGCUGAAAUUGCACUAAUGGUCUUAGAAGCUUACCAAAAGUACCUCUCUCAGAAACCAUACAGUGGGCUGAUCUCUGAAAGCAUCAAACAGGUCUCCUACUUGGCCAGCAUUGUCCGUUACGGAGAAACACCUGAAACUUCUUUUAACCAGUGGGCUUGGGGACUGGUGCUGAGAUUGAAACUACAUAUGAAUGAUUAUGGCAUCCAGCAAGGCUGGCAUUCCACUGCUGUCUCCCAUACAGUGCUUGAGCUGAUUGAAUCACCCACAUUUCACCCACUGCUAAAGGCUGUCAGAUCUGGACUCCCCAUCGGUUGCUACCUUGCAUUGGCCAUGACGGCAGUGGGCCACAGUGUUGAGAAGUUCUGUGCUGAAGGGAUCCCUCUCCUGGGCAUUCUUGUGCAGUCGCGUUAUCUGAUGACAGUUGUUCAUGUGCUUGACAAAGUCUUACCGUUGUUCUACCCGUGCCAGUAUUAUCUACUGAAAAAUGAACAGUUUCUGUCAUACCUCCAUCAGUUCCUUCAACUGGACAGUGGUGUUCCGCAAGGGAUGACACAGCAGGUGACGCAGAAGGUCACUCAGCACAUAACUGGGACAAGUUAUGGCGAAAACAUUAAGUUGCUCAACUGCAUGAUACAGAGUCAUGUUUAUAUAAGUAGCCAGCCCAGUGGCAUUGGGCCAGCUGCUGUCCUGGAGUUCUGGGUCCAGGCCCUCACCAGUCAGCCACUCUGGCACAAGGAAAGAGCCAAUCUCUGCCUGAUAGAUCACUUAUGCCAAGCUGCAUUUCAGUUCAACCAAGAAGACUGUGUCCAGAAACUACUCUACCAGCAACACAAGAAUGCUUUGGGCUACCACUGUGACAAAGGGCUGCUGUCUUCCCUAGUCAGCUGGAUUGUGGCUGGCAACAUCACACCUUCUUUCAUUGAGGGAAAUGCUAAUCCCACACAGAUUUGGUUUGCCUGGACCAUUCUGAAUACAGAAUCAAUAUUUGAAGAGGAUUCCCAACUUCGUAGGGUUGUGGAAAGAGAGUUGGUCAUCAACUCCUUGACUCCUGAUCAGGCUCUAAAGAGAGCUCAGACCCAGCUGAAGUUGCCUAUUGUGCCUUCUCUUCAGCGGCUUCUUAUCUACCGUUGGGCUCAUCAAGCAAUUGUUACGCCGGCUGAUCAUCCCCUCCUUCCUCUCAUAUGGCAGAAAUUCUUCCUUCUCUACCUUCAUCGACCAGGACCACAGUAUGGUUUACCUGUAGAUGGUUGCAUUGGGAAAAGGUUUUUCCAAAGUCCUGUUCACCUGAGCCUGUUAAGUGACCUGAAACAGCGCCUGAUUGAGGCAGCAGACUUUCACCACUCAGCCAGCAAAGCACUCAGGAUGGACAGCAGAGCAAGUAGCAGUGAAAACUUAGCAGAAAGGGGAUCCACCAAGCCUGACCACUUGACCUCCCCUGAACUUCACAAGGAGCUUGUCAGGCUUUUCAACAUGUAUGUUUUGUGGCUGGAAGAAGAGAGCUUUCAGAAAGGGGACACGUAUAUUCCCUCUUUACCAAAGCAAUAUGAUGCUCACCGGCUUGCCAAGGUCAUGCAGAACCAGCAGGAUUUGUGGAUUGAAUUUGUCAAUGUUGAAUGUAUUCAGCAUGAAUUCCAGGAAGCACUAGACUCCUGGUUUCAAGCCCGGGUAGAAUCCCAUGUGACCUCAAGUACUAUGUCAGCACAAACAGACUUCACCAAUCCUCUGUUGGCCAAGGAGAGAAUUAUCAGCAGUUUAAAGAUAUAUGAUGUUCCUCAGGCCUCUCUUUCCCUUCAGCCAAUGAAAGCUCCAGUGCCUAUUAUAUCUUCUGCUAGCUUGGUCAGUCCAAGUGAAUCCAAAGAACUGACUCGUGCCAACCUCCGCAUCCUGCAACACCAUGCCAAAUCUGCAGCCCUGCGGGAAUCCCAACAAGUCGCUUUCAACAAUGAAAUAUUGGAUACGCUGCCGAAACUUUACACCAAUAGAGAAGAACAAGUUAUCAUUCCACUAGAGUGUCGUGGGAGUUCUGGCAAAGGUUGCCAGGGAGCCUCACUUGUCACAAUCCAGUUUGAAGGAAAGUACAAAAAUGAAGCUGUUGGUCAGCAGCUUCAUGUUUUGGAGAAAGAAGUGAAACAACUGCAAGCAGAAGCCACUAAGCCACCUUCUCUGAGUGUUGUGGAAGCUGCUGUUCACAUGGAAAACUUUAUAACAGCUUUAAUAAAUCUCUAUAAACGUCAGUCUGUGCCUGGGAUUCAUCGAGUUGGGAUCAAUCUGUUCUAUGCACUGGUGGGAUUUGUCUGCGAUGAAACACAGCGUCACCCUCCAUCCAGGCAGUUCUUUACCUCCUGCAUAGAGAUCCUGGGGCAGGUGUUCAUUGCAGGAACCAAGUCUGAAUGCAAGCCGGUGCUCCAGACCAUUCUAAAGAACCGGAGGCUCUGUACCCUCCUCUCCCCUUACUUCACUCCUGUUGCUUCCCCAGAAGAAUUUGUGAACUUGUAUGAGAAGGUUGUGUCUUUCCUUGGUGAUGACAAUAGCGAUGUCAUCUUCAUGCUGCUUACAAAGUUUGACCUCCCACAGUGGCUGCACAGCUCAAGGCCUUUGCUCUCUGAACGCACAAGGCUUCUGGAGUCAAUCCAUUUGGCCCUCAAGGCCUGUGGCUUUGCACCCGAGGAAGACAUCUUGAUGCCUUUUUCUAUCUUCUGCAAGCACUGGACCUGCCUCCUCCUGUACCAGUUUCCUGAUCAUUACAGUGGCUUUCUGAGACUACUCAUGCAAAGUUCUUCAGAUCAGCUUCUCAGCCCUGACUGUUGGAAGGCAUCCCUUACAGCCUUGGGUUGCACAUCUGUGGCAGCUCAACAAGACAGUGGGAAAGAGGAGGCAAAAGAGAGCAUCCCAUUGCAAGCUUCUGUGGAGCCAUUUCUUUCACCAGAUCAGGUCAUGGAAACAAUAGAAUGGCUUUCAGACUAUUUCUUCAAAUUGCGCUCAUCUUCACGAGAUUUCCAGAGCUUUGGGUUGUUUUCAAAGUGGGCUCCCUACAUCACUGAAGUGAACCACUUCAUGGAAUACCUUGUCAACUGCCUCAUUGAUUCAGAAGUCAUCAGCUUAUCCCAAGAGCCAGUGGGCAGCCCCAGGGUUCUGACAGCACUACGUUCUUUGCAUUUAGUCAUCACCAAACUCUUUAAACCUUGGAUUGAAGUUAUGGAGAGAGAAGAUGCAAGCAAACAACCUUCUUACCCAUGGUUAGAGAGUGACACUCCUGUAGCUUCAGAUGUGGUGCGGCUGUAUGCUUCCAGUAUAGACGUUUUGCAUGAAAGUUUUAAAGAUAAGCUGUUACCAAGCCACCAUGGGGCACUUUGGCUGCAUCUGAUGCACUAUUGCAAGUCAUGUACAGCUCCCAAAAUGCCAGAGCAUAUUCUCUAUACAUUUCAUAGGGAGUUUGGUCGUCUUCCCUGGAAGGAGAUGCACCCAGACCGGCAACUUAUGGAGGAAUUCUUUAAAGUGGAAAGGGGCAGUCCCAAAAGCUGUUUCAUAUUCCUGGGCUCAGUUUUAUGUGAAGUCAACUGGGUUAGUGUCCUCUCCAGCGCCUGGAAUCCUGACCCACCUUUGGAAACUCAUGACAUGAUUGUUUGUCUCCUCUAUAUGGUGGUCCUGCUGGCAAAAGAGGAGCAGCUUCUAACCAAAGAGGAGUCACCACUGCUCAAUCUCCUUGGACAGACCAGCUCCCUUCCAUGGCAGCUCAUCAGCAUCUUGUCCUAUGAAAACAUUAUCAGCUAUUUCAACAGCCACUACCCUCCUUCCAUCAUCCUUGCCAAGGAACCAGCCGCUGAACUGAUUGUGAAGCUCUUAAAGACAUCUGCAGGGUUUGGCGCCUCUUCUGAUAGCCAUGUGCAUCUUGAUGCCACCCUCAAGUGCCGAGCCUACAUCCAUCAGGUUGUCCAUUUUCUCAGCAUCCUGGAGCAAAAUGGGAAGAUCACUCUGCCAGCUCUGGAACAUGAGAUGUCAAAGCUGCUAGAUGAUAUUGUCAUCUUCAACCCCCCAGAUGCGGACCUGCAAUUGCGCCACCUGGCCUUAAGCAGCCUCUUUACAGAAGCCUUGAUGCUGAUGAACAGUGCCAGUGUUUCCACAGCUGAGUCUCUCCGGGUCAGUUUACGAGGCUGGAUUGACAGCACAGUGCACGGUUUAGGGGUCAUGCCUCUCUUAACGGCUGCCUGCCAGAGUCUGGCAUCAGUCCGACAUAUGGCAGAGACCACAGAGGCAUGUGUUACAGCCUAUUUUAAUGAAGAUGCUCCACUCAACCAAGAUUUGGGCUGGGGACCCAUUGUGGCCUCCUUGCAAGUUCCCGAACUCACUUCUGAAGACUUCCUGCAGGAGUGCCUUUCCCUGGGCGGCUACCUAACUCUCUAUGUCUACACGUUACAGCAACUGAAUGCUGAACAGACCUUGGCCAGUGAAAUGAAAGUGCUGCUGAUGCUGAGCAAAUGGUUGGAUCAGGUGUAUCCCAGCUCUGCAAAAGAUGAGGCCAAGCUGUUCCUUUGGUGGCACAAAGUCCUGCAGCUCUGUCUUCUUCAAGUGGACCAGGAGGAUGCUGUGUUGAUGGAGUCAGUCAUCCGGAUCUUGACAUCUCUACAAGCCAGGCAGAACCUGCUGGCUGAAGAGAGGCUCACAUCUGGGAUACUUGGUGCUAUUGGGCUGGGCCGGAGAUCUCCUUUGUCAAACAGGUUCCGUGUGGUUGCCCGGAGUCUGUCUGUUUUCCUGUUGGUACAGAUUCCUGUAGAGAAUCAGAUCCGACUGAGGGCUGGUGUGGAGCUGCAGCUGUCUGGCAGAGCGCAGCAGGCCAUGAAUGCUCUUGACUCCCUCAUUUCCAACAAACAAUACAUGGAAUAUCAGGAACAGAUCUCUCAAGCUUCUCAGUUUAUCAAGGAUUCUUGUCAUUCUCUUCGUGAUGGAAAUAACCUUCUGGCUAUUCUUGUCAAUACUUUGUAUCCAGAAGUGCAUUAUUUGGAUGCUAUACGAUAGCAAUAGGAGAGGGUAGGUGGCUUUGCCCCACCUCUCAUUACAAUCAUGGAUUUAUCUUCUGUUUACAUUUGACAGUGAUGUUGCACAUGAAAGUGACUUUAUUAAAGGCGUUCCGCUUUAUCAAAGGGGAAGGAAGAGACAGUGGAAAUAAGCAAGUCUGCAAACAAGUGUUCUGCUGUAAAAGUUCAGAAACUGCUUGAAUUUCUACCACAGGAAAAAAAUCUCCUUGGCUGUUCAGCUUAGAGUUUGAUUCAGUGUGAGAGUUUAUUUUCCUUUCAGUGGAACUUGCAACAAGAGACCUUCAUACUGGAUAUUGCUUCAAGGCUGUAAAGCACAGAGUGGCCAACUUGUGCCCUGCCCAGACAUUUUUGGACUACAAAUCCCAUCAUGUACCUCCAUUGGCCAGGCUGCCUUGGGCAUCCAAAAACAUCUUGGAGCAGGAAGCACUACUGUUUUUUCAAAACUUUUGUAAAGGAGACUUGAGGAUAGAGGGCAGAACUUGAAAAAGUUACACUUUUGGAUUACAACUCCCUGAAUCCCCUAGCCACUAAGGCUUUGCCAUCUAGUGGACUCUUGAGCUGUAAUCCAAAAAGCUAACUUUCCUGGACUCAGGCUGAUGAUUGCUGUACUGAAAUAGUGCCAUAUUAUGUGUGAGAGUGUGGGGUUUUUGCUGGUACUUUUCCAGUUUAAUUUUGCUUUUGUGCCUUUUUUUCCUUUUGACUGUGAAAUGUGUAAGCAAAGUUCUGUAUAUAAUAAGAAUUUUGGACCAUCCUUGAACUUAUGCUUUUGCAUAAUCCAUUUCUGUCCACCUGUCACAUAUGUAUUUUUGAUGGUUUAGUCUUAAUAAUGAAUCCUUUGGAGUCUCUGCCACAGAGAAAACCUUUAUACACACAUCUCUAUCUCUGCAGAGAGAAGCUGAGUUUAUUUGUUUAAGAAAGUCUAGAAGGAAGAGAUCUUCUGUAAGUUUAUCAUGUGCUUGGAAUAAGUCAUUUGUUUUCAUGUUGCUUUAGAGGAAGGAUAAAAUGAGCAGAGAACAAGCUGUCUGGAUUGAAUGAAUCAGAAAAGAGAGUAGAUUUAUUUUAUGUGUAAAAGAGUUUAAAAGAGUUUAAUAAGGAACCUUAUUUUCCUGUAACAGUUACCGUUUGGACCAUUGUUCCAGCAGAGUAGCAAACUUUUAAGAAUCCAAGUGAUUUCCCCUUGGAACAGAGCUCUGUGCAACUCAGAAACUUGCUACUCUGCUUCUAGUUUUUUUUAAAAAUCAUGAAUUCUUUGUAUUUUGGGUUUUUCUCAAUAAUACAAAAAGGGCUGAGUUCAACUCCUUCCCUCUUAUUGAAAUGGAGACUGCUAAGCUGGUUUUCCACAUGAAAGUGAAUUCUAUAGAAAAUAAUUGGACACUCCUGAUUAAGUUGCUUUAGAAUGGGACAGCCGUCCUGUGGAAAGUAACCCUAUGUAUUCCUUUGUUUUGCUAAGUUGAGCUAACACUCCAGAAUGGCCUGUCUGAAAGGUACACUAUGAUGAAUUAUAAUUAUUAGUUUCUAUAUUGGACCUCUGAAGCUGAUUAUUCUGUUGUUGCCUUUUUUGAGUGUGUUUUGCUGUUCCUUCCCUUCUGGAAAAACAAAAGCCAAGUUUAUUUUAACACGUACACAAUGCCUUGUGAAGUUGUUUUUAUUUACUUUGGCAGCAAUUUAAAUUCUACCCAAAAGAACCGAGAAUGUGAAAUUGUUCUGCUUUUUGAUCAUUGCUUGUUGGUGUUUCAUUUAUUCACGUAGGUUCCAGCAAACUCUUUGGGCAGCAUUGUGUUCAUACUUAGGGAAUUUUCUCCUGCUAUAUCUUCAACUUUUCAACUCCACACAGCUCAUGAUAUUCUAUCCAACUGUCCCUUUCCCAACGCAUCAGCAUCUUGCUCUGGCAGAUAGUUAAUUGCCUUCAACUAAUUAUUGCAGAAUCACUGUGAUAAUUUAUCGCUAAUUGUUAUUAACUGAACAUUUGGCAUCGAUUCAUUGUUGCAAUUUCUGAACUAUUUCCUUUUCUCAUCUUGCCAAAUUAUGAAAAUGAGGUGGUUGUGGUAGGACCUUCAGAACUUGCUUUGUGGACUAAAUUUUUGGGCGGAUAUUUUGGGUUGCAACUUUGGUGCAUUGGCAAGAACCAUAGCGGGUGAGAGGGAUAGACUUGGUGUUUUCUUCAAGUGGAAAAAAGCAUAGCUGCUCUAUUAUUAUUAUUUUUGAAGUGGGAAAGAUGGUGGAAGAAGAAAAUUCUGUGCUGUUACUUGGCUCAGUGUUAAUUAUUUAAAACAAAACAUGCCUGUGAAAAUGCAGAAAAUAUGUGUGCAUCUGGCAUAAGAGUUUUAAUACAGGAAAUGCUGUUCUGGUUGUGGCUUUUACAGAACAUGUGUUUACAGUGGUUUGUGUCUGUAAGGACCACAGGAAAUAAACAGUGAGAAACGUUGGACUAUUCUUGUCAUAUUAGUUGUGAAUGGUUUGCUUUGUUUUUUGGGAUAUCAGCUGCAAGGAAU